Molecule: messenger RNA, 2909 nt
Organism: Cynoglossus semilaevis (tongue sole)
Lineage: Eukaryota; Metazoa; Chordata; Actinopteri; Pleuronectiformes; Cynoglossidae
Gene: poldip2
Product: polymerase (DNA-directed), delta interacting protein 2
Exons: 11
Coding region: 45-1178 (377 amino acids)
Biological process (GO): error-free translesion synthesis
Cellular component (GO): mitochondrial nucleoid; nucleus
Molecular function (GO): DNA binding
Source: RefSeq, a predicted model, not a curated record
ACCACGCAUGUACGUGAACGUGCAGUGCUACCAGGGCUGGAAAGAUGGCGGCCUCUGCGUUUCGCCGAGGUUUGCUAAGUACCGUCAGUAAAUACAACAGAAAACACACGCACAGAAUAGCGUGUGGCGUUGACCUAAGCAGCGGUUUCGAGCCGCACAGCCUGUGGCUGCAAUGCCGGGCCUGUGGGCUGUCUGGCGGUUCCCAGCAGAAGAGGUUCAUGUCGUCACGGAACAGGCCUGAGGGCAAGAUUUUGGAAACAGUGGGAGUGUUUGAAGCUUUGAAGCAGCAUGGAAAAUAUGAAACGGGUCAGCUCUUCCUCCACAGUGUGUUUGGAUACAGAGGUAUUGUUUUGUUUCCCUGGCAUGCCCGGCUCUACGACAGAGACAUCACCCCUCCCAUAGCUGACAGCAAACCAGAUUUACCAGGAGCUCACACUUCCAAAGAGGUAAAAGGGAAGACUCACACUUACUACCAAGUUCUGAUUGACACUCGGGACUGCCCACACAUAUCUCAGAGGUCGCAGACGGAAGCUGUAACAUUUCUGGCCAACCAUGAUGAUAGCAGAGCUCUGUACGCCAUCCCAGGUCUGGACUAUGUGAGCCAUGAAGACAUCCUGCCUUAUAAUGCCACAGAGCAGAUCCCCAUCCAGCAUGAACUGUUUGAGCGCUUCCUGGUAUACAACCCUGCAAAAUCUCCUCCGUUCACACCGAGAGACACCCUUAAGGCAUGGCAGGAGAAGAACCACCCUUGGCUGGAGCUGUCAGACGUCCACAGGGAGACCACAGAGAACAUCCGAGUCACUGUCAUCCCCUUUUACAUGGGCAUGAGGGAGGCCCAGAACUCCCAUGUGUACUGGUGGCGAUACUGUAUUCGACUGGAGAACAUGGGUAAUGAAGUGGUUCAGCUGAGAGAGCGGCACUGGAGGAUCUUCAGUCUGUCAGGAACCCUGGAGACGGUUCGAGGACGAGGAGUUGUGGGCAGGGAACCAGUGUUGUCUAAAGAGCAGCCAGCGUUUCAGUACAGCAGUCACGUGUCCCUACAAGCCCCCAGUGGCCACAUGUGGGGAACGUUUCGUAUUGAAAGGACUGACGGCUCCCACUUUGACGUUCGCAUUCCUCCCUUCUCCUUAGAAAGUAACAAAGAUGACAAAGCGCCCCCUGCUGGUUACACAUUUUAAAUGCAUGUUGUCGUCUCCCCCUGUGAGGACCAGACCCCGUUACUCCUGGGCGUCUACAGUUAAAAUUACUUCAGCUGUCAGUGUAUGCAGCAAGAGUCGAGGUCUGCAGAGGGAACACGCAGCAUUUCACACAUCAUUCAUUCAAGUGCAGCCACAUAUUUUUACAUUUAUAUUAUAUUAUUAUAUUAUAACGGUGGAAAAGCUACAGCAAAAUGCGACUGCGUUCAUCAUACCAGGUUAGCUUUGCUGUGUGUUGUGGUUUAGUAGACAGUGUUAUCAGAGCUGGACCUUGGGACCUGGACCUGAGUCCUUCAAAUCAACCAGGCAAGGCCACAGUGGCUGUGGUGGCCCACCAUCUGGGUCAGAAAGGUUGUAACUUUAUAUGGAGACAUUUUGCUAUUUUAAAACAUCCAUAAUUUGUUUAAAAAAUAGUUUUCAUCACAUCUACACAGGCAGAUAAAAGUAAACAGUAUGAUUUCCCUGCUGUGUGGCUGCGUCCGUUAAGCACCAGUCGCUCGAUAAGCAGUCGAUAUACACUUCAAUAGAUGACACACUUUUUUAUAUCUCAUGACAUAACUGCAAAAUCUGAAUUCCAUGAGAGAAAAAGCUGCCUGAAAAAAAAAAAACUAAAAAAAAAGUUUUAUUUAUUAAAGCCCACAAAACUCAUCCUCUUAGUUUUUCCUGUCGUUUUGUCCUUGAAGCUACAAAUGCUGCUCUUGUGCCCUACGACCUCUGGGACACUGAGUAGACAGGAAGCUGAAUUCUGGGACAGAAACAGUUAAUAUGGGUGGGAAAUGGAGAUUAUUAAAGCCCAGAAUAUCUAACAUCCUAAAAUGUCAGUAUUUGUGGAGACACAUUUGGCAAUAAAUGCAGUCUCAGGUCUUUCAACAGUCGUGCUUGGCCUUAUGCAACACCAGACUGUACCAGGCUUUACUGAAUCCAUGUCAGGUCAAGGAUGUUCACAAUCUGAUCUUACAACUGUGUUUUACGAUUGAAGAAUUGAUUUGAAAAUUGAUUUUUAUUUAGCUGAAAGUCUUCCUUUUCUUUCCAAACACCUUAUUCCCCGCACAUGCAUAUCUGUUAUUUUAAUGGACUCACAUUCACAUCUAGUAUGUUUUGUGCCUCAUUGUGUUAAGCAGAACAUCAUAGGUGUGAGUAAAUGGACUUGCAAUAUGAUGAAAUGCAGACUACCCAAAGACUAGAAAGUCCUUUUGGUUUCCUGGGGAAGAAUAUUAAACAAAUUGGUUGCCAUCACUGUAGCCAUAGGCAGUGUGCCAACUCGAAGGUUGAAACUGCUGUUUAAGAAAGAAGGUGUGUUAACCUUUGAAAGCAUCUUGUGUUUUCAAUUGAUAGAAGGAUGGUUAUAGGUGGUGAUGUUUGAAUGUAAGGCUUUGAACAUAGAUAUUGCACUGGUUAAAAAAAAUUGUCUUGCACGGAGGGGUCUACAGUAUGACCGUUUCCCUCGGUCUAAUGUUUUUUUUUCUUUUGUUGCCACAGGAAUAACAGCCCAGAAAUAAACAUUUGUAUUACACCCCCCCCCCUUUUUCCCUUGUAAAACACGUUUUGUACAAUUAAGCUAAAGGCCAACUUAGUCGAGUCUGAAAACUCAGUGCGACACUGAAAGCAGGGACUGUUUUUUUGAUAAAUAAUUUGAAGCAAAAAAUGGUUUAAACACAGCUGUAAAUAUACAUAUAAUUAAAGGCUAAACAAAUAAACACUUUUUGAAAAAUA